AUGCCUACAGAUUACGAUUUAGCUAGAUAUUUGAAGAAAAAAGGAUAUAAUCCGGAGCAAGAAUUAGAUUUAGCCCAAUUAAGAAAAGGAUAUGCUCAAAAUUUUGAUUGGGAGUUCGCUAGUUAUUUAAAACAAAAAGGCUAUCAACCUGAUACUCCUGGCAUUGAGAAAAUAGUUAAGAAAGAAUCUUGGCAAGAUAUUCAUCAAGAUUUUAGAGAUGAUAAAGUAGUUGAUGCUGAAACAUUACAUCAUACUCAAGAAAAAAAAUUGAGAGAAGAAUAUGGAGAAAAACCUAGACUUAGUGAUGGGACGAUUGAAAAAAUAAAAAAAUUUAAGCAUAAUAAGUUAACUUUCGAACAAGAAUCAUUAAUUGACAAAUUAAUUCUUAGCAAAGAAUUAAAUGAAAGAUACAAAAAAAAACGGAUUAUGCAAGAAAUGCCAACAGCCCAAAUCCAACCAAGAUUGAUGUCAAACCUGCAAUGCUCAACAUUUUGCCCAAGAUUUUCCAAGUUGAACCAGUGGAAAUCCAACAAUUGA
Molecule: messenger RNA, 537 nt
Organism: Entrophospora sp. SA101
Lineage: Eukaryota; Fungi; Glomeromycota; Glomeromycetes; Entrophosporales; Entrophosporaceae
Source: the annotation of a GenBank genome assembly